AUGAUUGUCAAGGGGAACAAGAUUGGCGGGGUUACCUUCUCGAUAGCAAAAAAGAUGAAGGUAGUAGUAACCCACGGCAAGAGGCUCCGAGAGUUCGAUGAGGACAACAUCACUUUAACGGAGGAAGACGCAGACGGAUUAUUGCUACCGCACAAUGACACAUUGGUAAUUUCUUUAACUGCAUUAGAUUUUAAAAUCAAACGUGUUUUGGUGGAUCCAGGGAGUUCGGCCAAUAUCAUACAAUGGAGGGUAUUGGAGCAAGCCAAAUUUACCGGAAGCAUCAUUCUAAUCGCAAAACUCCUCGCCGGGUUCAACCUUGCAAGCGUGACAACCCUGGGAGAGAUCUCGUUGCCCACAAAUGCCAAGGGGAUAAUGAAGACAACCCUUUUCGAGGUUGUGGACAGUGAUAUGGGUUACAAAAUUAUUUUGGGGAGACCACGGUUGCACGAGAUGAAAGUUAUACCAUCAACGUAUCAUCAAUUGCUGAAAUUCCCAACUCUUGAGGGGAUUAAACAAUUAAAAGGCAAUCAACCAGCGGCAAGGGAGAUGAAUGCAUAUUCGGUCUCCAGUAGCAAAGGGAAGGAGCAUGCGUCAUAG
Molecule: messenger RNA, 597 nt
Organism: Nicotiana attenuata
Lineage: Eukaryota; Viridiplantae; Streptophyta; Magnoliopsida; Solanales; Solanaceae
Exons: 1
Coding region: 1-597 (198 amino acids)
Source: RefSeq, a predicted model, not a curated record